Molecule: messenger RNA, 1839 nt
Organism: Helianthus annuus (common sunflower)
Lineage: Eukaryota; Viridiplantae; Streptophyta; Magnoliopsida; Asterales; Asteraceae
Product: protein FAR1-RELATED SEQUENCE 5-like
Exons: 5
Coding region: 1-1839 (612 amino acids)
Biological process (GO): regulation of DNA-templated transcription
Source: RefSeq, a predicted model, not a curated record
AUGUCGUACAAGGCCUUCUAUACGUACAGGUUGUCUUGCAAGACUAAUUGUAAGAGAUUGGACGAUAUGACCUACAAGAUAAACUCUUUUUACGAAGAGCAUAAUCAUACACUUGUGGAAGAGGGGGAUUAUCAGUUUUUGAGUGCUGCUAGAAAUUUGUCUGUUGUUCAAGAAGAUUUUAUUCAGAACUUGUCAAAGUUGAAUAUUGGACCUGUUCAAGCAUUCAACAUUAUGAGAACUCAUUAUGGUGGUUUUGAGGAAGUUGGCGCCACAGCAGUUGAUUGUAAGAACUUGAAGAGAGAUAUUAAUGCUUACAUUGGUAAACACGAUGCUGAAAUGGUUGUUUCUCGUUUGAUGGACAAGAAACGUUAUUUACCUGAUUUUUCAUGUGAGUAUCUCAAUGAUGACAAAGGUGAGCUUCGUGGUCUGUUUUGGGCUGACGAAGAAAUGAAGCAUAAUUAUAUGCAAUUUGGGGAUGUUAUCGCAUUCGAUUCCACGUUUCGUUCAAAUAAAUAUGACAUGGUAUUUGUCCCUUUCACCGGCAUAGAUAAUCAUCACAAGAACGUUACCUUUGGUGCUGCUCUGUUAGCAUCAGAGAUUGCUGAGUCAUAUAAUUGGUUAUUAUCGGCUUUUAAAAAAUGUUAUGGACGGGAACCACGUGUAGUUGUUACUGAUCAAGACCCCGCGAUGAAAAAGGCGAUACGGGAGGUGUUUACUACGAGUCGACACCGGCUGUGCAUGUGGCACAUCAUGAAAAAGGUUGCCGAAAAGGUUGGGCCGACGUUGAAGAAAGAUAAGUCUUUUAAACAACGCAUUUGUGACAUUAUUUGGACUGAUGCAAUUCAGCCGGAGGACUUUGAGGAAAAGUGGAAAGAAAUCAUGAGUGAUUUUCAUUUGACUGGAAACAAAUGGUUGUCCGAUAUGUAUGCAAUUAGGAAUGAUUGGAUCCCUGCUUAUUAUCGUCACGAGAACAUGUCAGGUUUGAUGCGAACAACAUCUCGUUCAGAGAGCGAGAAUUGUUUUUUUGGUCAAUUUAGAAGCAGUAGUCAUACCCUUGUUGAAUUCAUCAGUCAUUUUGAAACGGCAAUUGAGUCACAACGAUACAAGCACCGAAAAAAUGAUCACGACACAAGGAAUACAACUCCGGAUUGGGUUACGGAUUUAAAUUUUGAGAGAGAAGCUAAUGAAAUAUAUACCAGGAAUAUAUUUAACGAUCUUCAGCAUGAGUUACUCCUCGGUGUUACAGAAUCACACUCUAUGAACAUUGAACAAGUCGGUGAAUUUAUUAAGUUUUCAAUUAAGGAUUUAGAUGUUGAAGGUUCAGUUUUGCGUGAGGUGCUUUUUCGAGAAGAUGAUAUGGAAAUAAAAUGUAGCUGUGGUAGAUGGACGAGAGAUGCUGUCCCAAGGAAGACUGUUACGUCAGUUAAGGAGAACGCCGAAGCUAAUCAGACAGUGGACGGUGUUAAUAAAGUUGUACGUGAAAUUAUGAUUGGGACUGAGUAUAUUGUUGAUAAAUUGUCAAAGGACAUGGAGAAGCUGGCGUUGUAUAGAGAUAAAGUUAAAGGCGAUAUAGCUCAACUAGAUGAGAUUUUUGGGUCUUCUCAACCUAUACAGAAGAAGGACAGAAUUGCUACUUUGCUUGGGUUUAAGCAACCUGAUAAAGAUACUGUUCAAGCUCCGGUUGGUAUUAGAACUAAGGGGUGUGGUUUUAAAAAACGGAUUAAGUCUACUUUUGAGCAAGUUUCUACUAAACAGCCAAGGAAGCAAAGGACAUGUGGUAUAUGUGGUUCUCACGAGCACGACAAGCGUAAAUGUGAUAAAAAACCGGAAGCAAGUUGA